This is a messenger RNA of Impatiens glandulifera, 1775 nucleotides long. Its product is annotated as probable aspartyl aminopeptidase. Gene Ontology annotation, molecular function: aminopeptidase activity; zinc ion binding. The record is from RefSeq and is a predicted model, not a curated record. The transcript has 10 exons. Lineage: Eukaryota; Viridiplantae; Streptophyta; Magnoliopsida; Ericales; Balsaminaceae. Gene Ontology annotation, biological process: proteolysis. Bases 1 to 1611 code for a protein of 536 amino acids.
AUGGCGGUCACAACAAAGCUACCCAGUCUGCAGUUCCUCCAUCGUCCGCCCAAGGCUCGAAAUACUUUCCUUCUCUUGCCCAAACUUACUCCUUCACUGCCUUUUUCUGUCCUCAAUCCCUCAGUCGCCGGCCUCAGAAAUUUCUCCCGUACUCGUCCAUUAUGUUCUAGCCUGAACUACCCCCCUGAGAGCUUGUCCAGUUCGGGGUCGAGUUCUUCCAUCGUCGGUGAUCUUCUCAAUUAUCUAAACGAAUCGUGGACUCAAUUCCAUGCUACUGCUGAAGCAAAACGACAAUUGUUGGCUGCUGGAUUCAACAUGAUUAAUGAGCAAGAUCAGUGGGAUCUUAAGCCUGGUGGCUGUUAUUUCUUCACGCGAAACAUGUCCUCUUUGGUUGCCUUCGUAGUUGGGGAAAAGUACCGCGUUGGAAAUGGUUUUCAUGUUAUCGCCGCCCAUACUGAUAGCCCAUGUCUAAAGCUCAAACCAAAAUCUGCAUCUUCUAAAUCUGGCUACCUUAUGGUAAAUGUCCAAACCUAUGGUGGUGGUUUAUGGAAUACAUGGUUUGAUAGGGACCUGAGUGUGGCUGGGAGGGUCAUAGUUAGAGGCAAAGAUGGGUCCUUCCUGCACCAGCUUGUCAAAAUAAGGCGACCUUUGCUACGAGUGCCAACAUUGGCCAUUCAUCUGGACAAAACUGUGAAUACGGAAGGAUUCAUGCCAAACUUUGAGACUCACCUUGUUCCUCUGUUGGCUAGAAAGGCUGAGAAUACGCACGCAGAAGGCAAAGAGAAAAGUGUCUCUUCUUCAAAAGAAGCUCACCAUCCCCUUCUGUUGCAGAUAUUAUCAGAGGAAUUGAGAUGUGGGAUUGAUGAGAUAGAGAGUAUUGAGUUGAAUGUUUGUGAUACCCAACCUAGUUGCCUUGGAGGUGCAAACAAUGAAUUUAUAUUCUCUGGAAGAUUAGAUAAUCUGGCUUCCUGCUUUUGUGCAUUGAGAGCUCUUAUUGAUUCGUGUGGAACACCUGGGUGCUUGGCAAAUGAGGAUGGUAUAAGGAUGAUUGCCCUUUUUGAUAAUGAGGAGGUAGGCUCAAACUCACCUCAGGGAGCUGGUGCACCAACCAUGUUUCAGGCUAUGAGGCGUAUUGUUGGCUGCCUAGCUUCAUAUGAACAUGCAGGAGAAGGUGCUCUUGAGCGUACUAUACAUCGAUCUUUUCUGGUAUCUGCAGAUAUGGCACAUGGAGUGCAUCCUAAUUUCGCAGAGAAGCAUGAAGAUCAUCACCGGCCUCAGUUGCAGAAAGGGCUUGUUAUCAAACACAAUGCAAAUCAGCGUUAUGCUACCAGUGGAGUUACAUCUUUUCUCUUCAAAGAAAUUGCAAAAAUUCACAAUCUCCCACUCCAGGAAUUUGUAGUAAGAAAUGACACGGGUUGUGGAUCAACUAUAGGUCCAAUUCUUGCUGCAGGGGUUGGCAUUAGAACAGUUGAUUGCGGUAUUCCUCAGCUUUCUAUGCACAGUAUAAGAGAGGUAUGUGGGACUGAGGAUAUUGACAACGCAUAUAAAUAUUUCAAGGCAUUCUACACCACAUUUUCAAUCAUAGACACAAAGUUGAGUGUAGAUUCUUAGACUUCUUUCAGUUUUCAGUCGAAUAUGUCCUUAGUUUGCAGGUAAAGAAAUUUCUAUUGAUCUAGUGUUUAAGGUGUGUUGGAUGACAAUGUGAACACUCGUGUUUUUUUUAUUAAUUUUGUCGUUAUGUUUAAAUGAGGACCAGACUCUUCUUUGUUUGAGCA